AUGGAGGAUUACGAAACUGUGGCAUUGACCGAAGAGUGCAGUGCUAUUUUGCAAAGGAAGCUUCCACAGAAGUUGAGAGAUCCUGGAAGUUUCACAAUCCCAUGCACAAUUGAUUUUAUUGUGUUGGACAUGGAGGAGGAUGCAAAUGUCCCAAUUAUUCUUGGGCGACCUUUUCUAGCAACAGGACAAGCUCUCAUAGAUGUUCAAAAGGGAGAGCUUAAACUCAGAGUCGAGGAAGAUGAGGUUGUAUUUAGUGUCUUCAAGGCAAUGACGUAUCUGAUGGCUAGUGACAGUUGCUACAGUGUGGAUGUAAUAGAUAAAGCAGUUUUGGAAAGAAGGGUGAGUAGUGAUGCUUUAGAGGCAGUGUUGACUGGUGGUGAGGAAGAUGAUGAUGAUGAAGAGAUGAAAGAAUAUGUAAAAUGGAUUAACUCUUACCACCCGUACUUGAAGAAAUUUGAAGAGUUGGCAGAGGCCACCGAACGACCAUUAACAUCCAUUCAGUAG
Humulus lupulus (European hop) is the source of this 504-nucleotide messenger RNA. RefSeq lists its product as uncharacterized. Bases 1 to 504 code for a protein of 167 amino acids. The record is from RefSeq and is a predicted model, not a curated record. The transcript has 2 exons. Lineage: Eukaryota; Viridiplantae; Streptophyta; Magnoliopsida; Rosales; Cannabaceae.